Mucor velutinosus is the source of this 1872-nucleotide messenger RNA. Its product is annotated as Global transcription regulator sge1. The transcript is spliced from 2 exons. Gene Ontology annotation, molecular function: hydrolase activity, acting on ester bonds. NCBI's taxonomy places the organism in Eukaryota, Fungi, Mucoromycota, Mucoromycetes, Mucorales, Mucoraceae. Bases 1 to 1872 code for a protein of 623 amino acids. The record is from RefSeq and is a predicted model, not a curated record.
AUGUUAAACUCGUUGUCCAUCUCGACAGCUAUUACCAUAUUGGUCAUGGCUACCUGCUCAGUUGUUGUUGAUGCUGCUCCUACAGCUCACGCUACCAAAGUUUCUGCUGCUGAUGCUACGAGUGCCACUCGUGUUCCUGGUUUGGAAAAGAUCAAGCAUGUUGUUUAUUUCAUGCAGGAAAACCGCUCCUUUGAUAACUAUUACGGUACCAUGUCUGGUGUUCGUGGUUUCGCUGAUCCCAACAUUGGCAUCCAGGACAACGGUCUCAACUUGCUCUACCAGCCUUGCUCCAAGAGCACUGAUGUCAAGAACGGCACCAAGUAUCUUUUGCCUUAUCAUCUUGAAGGUAAACGUGCUGGUUGUACUGCCGGUGGCUCCAACGAUUGGCUUGCCAACCACAAGGCUUUGAACAAUGGCAAGAACAAUAACUGGCCUGAUGGCAACUCACCCAACUCCAUGGGCUAUCUCAACAGAUCCCAGAUUCCUUUCCUUUACAGUCUUGCUGACGAAUUCACUAUUGCAGACAUGUACUUUCAAUCUGUCACUGGCCCUACUAAUCCUAAUCGUGUUGUCUGGAUGUCUGGUACCAACAGAGGUGGUCCCAACGACCUUGUGCUUGAAGACAACACAGAGAGUACUCCCCUUGAAUGGACCACUUACCCUGAAAUGUUGACCAAGGCCAAUACCACUUGGCAAGUGUAUCAAGACAAGGAUAACUUUGAUGACAACCCAUUGGCUUGGUUCAAGCACUGGCAAAGCCUGCCUGCUGGUGCCGAGAAGAACAAGGGCGUUGGGUUCCUUGGUCUGCAAGCUUUUUACGAUGCUGCUGCUGCUGGUACUUUGCCUGCCUUUUCCAUUAUUGUGGGCCCUACUGAAUUGUCAGAGCAUCCCAACAAUACUCCUUUGGCUGGUUCGUGGCUUCAACAACAAGUAGUCAAUGCUGUCAUGAAGGGUAAAAACUGGAAGGAUACUGCCUUGUUUAUCAAUUACGAUGAGUCUGGAGGCUACUUUGAUCAUGUCAUUCCUCCUCAAGCACCUAGCAGCGAAUGGGUUACUGACAAGUUUGACGGUAAUAAGGUGCCUAUUGGUUUUGGUCCUCGUGUGCCUAUGGUCAUUGUCUCUCCCUGGACUCGCGGUGGUAAUGUCUUUAGUGAAGUCUCAGACCAUACCUCCACACUCAAGUUUAUGGAAGAAUGGGUUGGUAAGGACAAUGCCACUGGCAAAUACCUCGCUCCUGCCGACAACAUCUCUCCUUGGGCUCGUUCUACCUCUUCCAACUUGAUCAAUGCUUUUGAUUUCGAGAACCCUGAUUACUCUAUCCCUACUUUUGAGGCUGUUCCCAAACCCGCUCAAGUCCUUGGUAAAUGGGCUCCUACCGAGAUGUGUGAACUCAUCAUCACUUCUCCCAAGACAAGUCCUCCAUACGGUAAGCAAGUAUACCCUACUGUGGAAGCAGGUGCUCGUCUCAUUCGUGGUGCUGUCACUGAGGGCCGUAAGCUCGCCUUCCAAACCGCUGACGGCAUGGUUCUCCAUUUGUCCACGGACUCCAAGAAGAUGGAAGUUCAAAAGCUUCAAAAGCGUGAUGGCAAGCCUACUUUUGCAAAGAAUGCCCUGUUCACUUUGAUCAAGACGGGCAAUGACAAGCAAUUCAAGAUACAAUCUGUUGCAAACCCUUCUGUCUGUUUGAAUGUCUGGGGAAGCGGUCUUGAUCUCGGUGAAUGUAAGGGCACCUCUUGGUACUUCCAACUGCAUGAUGGCCAUCAUCAUGUGCGUGAUGUUGGUACUGAUAGCUAUUUGACUGUCAAGACUGACAAUGUCAAUCUCUCCAACAGCCAUGAGACGCAUUAUAAAGUAUACUCUGUUACAGAGUAG